GUUACAGUCUGAGCUCAGAUGCAUUUGGAUUGUGCACAAAUCUGCUGCUUCUCCAUUGGGCACAGUUCUGCUGUGUCUCGAGGAUCGAAUGCAGCUCUCUGUUCCCCGAUCUAGUUUAGGAGAUGUGCAAGAAAGCGAUCUGCAGAGGAGUAACCCUGAGUGCCUGGUCAGCAGCAACAGCACGCACCUUCUGGUAGAGAUCCCACUCAUUGGGGGUGGAACCAGGGAACAGGGAAACCCGUCUUUCUUCACCUUCACCAAUAGAAUAGUUAGUCAGCACAGAGGAGUGUCAGCACCUGCAUUUAAGAAAACCCUUGCCAUCCCAGUGAGCUGCAAAUACCAACAGGAGGAGAGUGGCAGCACCUACUGCCCCUUUGCAAGCCCGGCAGAUCAAGGAUUUGGCAAUGUCAGCUUUGACAUUAGGUUCAGCAGAAAGACCUCAGAUGGGAUGAGACUGCUGGAGCGGGGGGCUUCUAUUAAUUCCAGUGUCAAUGACCAGUUAUUUAUCAGCGUGUCAGCUAAGAGUGACCUGGCUGAUGCCCACUUGAUUGUGCAGUCCUGUCAGGUGCUGGGCAACCAGGACUCUUCCAGUGGCUUCUUCAUCAUACAACAAGGUUGCUUGAAUUACAAGGCAGCCAAAGAAGUGAGUUUGGAAGACUCCAAGGACAAGGUUUACAGCCUCAGGCUUGCCUCCAUAGCAGACGUGGUUCCUGAGGUGUUUGUAACUUGUGAUGUGAAGCUGUGCUGCAGCCCAAGCAAAUUCAGGCUAUGUCCUUCAGGGUGCAAGUCCUUUAAAAGCCACAAUGCCCUGAGGAACAUGCUGGAGACAAAGAUCUAUCGGAUCAGUGCUGGGCCCAUCCGGAUCAGCAAGAGCCCCUCCAGUGGUACCAACUACACUGCCUUGGUGGUGGGCAUUGUGCUGGGAUGCACAGUGAUGUGUGUUGUCUUCCUGCUGGUGAAGAAGUCAUUUGUGGGAGUGCCACACAGGAACGUGUCCUUAAGAACAUAGGACCAUUGCUGCAAGGGGCCUCAAAGGAAUUAGGAAAUUUGAGAAGACACCUUUGCCCUUUCCUCAUUCAGAUUCACCACUGUAAACAUCUCAGCUGCAAGUAAAUUGUGAAAAGCUUCACGAUUCCCAAUACAGAACAGAGAACAAAAUAAAAACCCUCUUUUGUAGAAGCCAUCCUGCAUACAGAGCUGGAAGCACAGCCUCUGCUCUUGGUAACUAGCAGUGGUGGUUCAGUGGGUAGUAAGGGCUUGCCCACUUUAUGGCUUUGGUAGGCUAAAUUCAUUGCCAACAUGCACCAGGGACUCCACCCACCCUCCAAAGUUGCUACUCUCACAACCCUCUUUAUUUCAGUGAUUGCCUGUAAUUCUCCCACCCCACACAUCUCUCUUCAUGCCAGUACCUGUGUGCCCUCUUUUCCAUCAGACUAAAUCCCUUUCCCCCUACAUCAAGGUACGACAGGAGGCCUGUGUUCACUCCCUUCCUUUAUUCAGUGUUGAGAUGUUCAACUCAAAUGGACAGAAAAGAGAUGAGCAUUUCUAUGCUAGGUGUUAAUGCCUUCUUUCAUCAAUCUUUUUUUUUUUUUUGCUCAAAAGGCAAUCACACAAGUGACUAAAGCAGUCUGAUGGCAAGUGCUCUAUACGCUCCAUAUUUCCCUCCAAUUCCCACACCCCAGUCAUUAAGGUUCUGUUCAUUAACCCCUUCAACAGUCCCUGACACUACAGAACCACACACAAUGUUUAAAAAUUACUACACUGUAUUUCAACAAAUACCAUCAAAUUGUCUGAGCUAGAAGGUACUGCACACAAGGCAGCACUCCCAGGUUCUUGUAAAUCAAUCCCAAGAGUUGAAGAUGUCUGUCCCUCCAAGCAGGCAGACACACAUCUUGUUCUAGGAAGUAACUUCUCCUGAACUUAAAAAAAAAAAAAAAAAACACUGCUGAAGAUUGCAAAAAGAGCACAAUAUUGGAAUUUGUGGGAUUCCAUAGGAUUUUUAAAUGCUUUGGAAAUUCAGGUGCUGGGCCGUUUGCUUGGGGCAGGAGUUCUAACUUAUGUAUGCACCAUGGUGGGGAAUACGAAGAUCACAAUCAAGCGACACAAGAGUGGUUUAUGUUCUGGAAUCCCUGUGGACAUUGGCUAAAAAUAAAGUGAAAACCCUAACACUUCAGUUCCAGCUCUGGUCUGUCAAUGACUUGUCUUUAGUAAGGCAUUAGCUCACCUUUGAGUUACUUUACUUGAUAGCAGUCACAAUUUGGUACAGUUGGAUUGACAAAUCAUAAAUUGUGCUAACUCAAGCAGUAAUGUGUAGUCCCUUUCCCACCUCAUUACUAGUUUGAGCUUCUAGUCAUGUCCUCUGAUGAGCCAGCUCAAAUUCAAAAUGUCAAACUUGACCUAGAGAUGGGUGUUGGGUCAGGAGCACUUAAAUUACACCAGAAUCUAACACUACAGUAAAGACAAGCACUUAAAAUUAAUGAUUUGCUUGAAUUACUGAUGCUCAUGUAAAUGACUGGGUCUCCAAAAAGUGUCCAGUGUUCACCAGCAGGCUGUAAAGCACUUUUUGAUGGGCAAGACAGCCAACUAUUUUGAGUAGGCAGUAGAAACAAGAUCUAUGAAUUUUAAAGACAUUCUCAUCAUUUCAGCUCUUCAUUAUGCACACCACUUUGAGAACCAAUAGUGCUAUCAAUAUUCAGGGCAAUGUAAACCUAUCCAAAUGCCUAAGAGGGGCUAAGUUAAAAAGCUAUCCUUCUGAACUGCUGGAUUCUGCAUGAAGAGAAAUAAGUUGAUGCCCUCUCAUUUUGGGAUGAACCUAGAGAGGCUAGCUCUCAAUAUUUAUUUCUCCUUCCUACUCAAGCUUGUAAAAGCCUGCCUUUUGAAAAGUGAGAAUACACCUAAAAGCUGUGUUCACCCUGGAUUAGGCAUAGGAGCUGCCUAUCAUAAUGACUGGUACUGUCUUUCUGUUUCCACGUGCUCUUCCAUCAACAGAUGCUGUUGCCCUGAAGUUAGACUAUGAGCUCUUUGUAGUGGAAACCCCUCCAUUUUGCUCCGUCAGUCCAGUGCCAAGAGCAAAAGGGUCCUAGACAGAUGACUCUGGCCCCCAAGGUAGUUUGCUAUUGCAGUACCAUUUCUCUCUCAACCUGAGGUAAAAACCUGGCAGACAUUUUUUGGUAGUGAAUACAAGACCUCAUACCUCAACAACGCCUGGCAUUAUGGUGUCAUCUCUUUUGUCAUAAUCUAGUGCAGAGUGGCCAACCUGCAGCAUCUGUACUAGAAGUGACUGAACAGCCUGUGUGGCACAACAGCAGGUAGGGGAGCAGACAGACAGCACAGCAGCAGAUGGGGCAGGUAGCACAAGGCAGAGCAACAGAUCAGACAUAUGAAGGGGAUCAGAGUGCCAAUCUGGUAGGGUACAGGACUAGUGCAUGACACCACACCCAGUUAGUAAGAUCAUCUUCCUACCACCUCCUACAUCAGCAGACCCCCCUUCACAGUGUCCCAUCCUGUCAUUCUCCAUUUACUUUAUCAAAUUCCAAGGCUCUUUAAUUAAGGCCUUCACCUGCCUUUUCCUACUUAGCCACCUUUACUUCUAACUGCACAGCGCUCUGCUCUGCUCUGCCAGCCUUGCAACACUGCCUCUCCUGGCUCCAUCCUGUACAAACUCUUAGCUAGCCUCUAAGGGUACACCUCUCCCCUCACUGAAAUCCCCCCUUCAAACUGCCUCUUUAGUAAGCUAUUUAAAAUAAAUUAGCUAAAAAAGCUCACGUAGAAAGACCAGACAGGAAGACUGCUCUAAAGAGUAUAACCCACAACUUGCCCAAAUAAGAGGAUUUGGGCAUUUGGCUCCCUCAGUGUCUGAAGCCAAUUCUAGACAGAUUUUGUACUGAUUUAAUUAUUUUGGUUAGAGUGCCCUGCUCCAACACUCUAGCCAUAUAUAACAGGAGUCAUAUCAAGACUCAGGUAUAUCAGUAUAAAAGUGCCUUGUAACAGAAUAGAUAUUUCUGGAUGGGAAAGAUAAGCUAUACUUAUAUUAACACUUCUGAAGGGUCAUCAUCACUGUGCUUAGGAGAUGGGGAGCACUGUAAAACUAAUCAGCAGCAGUAUCAUUAUGCAGUAGCCUUGUGUGCAGACUAGACUUUUAUCAGUUCUGAAGCUGGAGCUUUUACAAUGCCUCCAUGCUACCAACUUCCAAAGCAGAAGGCCACUAAAAGUUAACUCAUUCCCACGAUCCAGAAAUGUACUUCCUCUAUGGCAAUGCAACAAUGACCUAGCUACACACAUAAAUUGUAAUCACUGCUGUAUAUUUACUGGAUGCAUUUAAUGUCUGUAGCAGCCUGAGUGCUCCACUUACGUUCAGAAUUCUGAAGUCAUUUGACAGCUGAACGUACACCAGAUCCAGUGAAGCAAUCACACACUUGGGGAAGAUUUCCUUUUCACUGCACAAAGGGCUGAUUAAAAAGUUAAACAGUGUUUCAACUGACGCUGCAGUGGAAUCAUAACAUGUGUUCAGAGGAGAUGCUGUCCUGCACAAAGAGUUGCUCUGUCCACAGAGUUGCCACAAUGUCUGCCACUAUUUAUAGGUCAUCAUAAAAC
Gavialis gangeticus (Gharial) is the source of this 4593-nucleotide messenger RNA. RefSeq lists its product as uncharacterized. Bases 89 to 1009 code for a protein of 306 amino acids. The transcript is spliced from 7 exons. Lineage: Eukaryota; Metazoa; Chordata; Crocodylia; Gavialidae. The record is from RefSeq and is a predicted model, not a curated record.